AUGCCAUUCUUACACCCCAACUGCCUGAGUGCCCUACCACUGGCCAUCGUCAUUGCUUCUCUUGCUCUGAUACUCCCGAUUUUACUAAUAACUGAACUAUCGGCAUCAACGACUAGGUCGGAAGAUUAUUCCGGCCAAGAACACGUGGUCCUUCGCCGGCCGCCUGUUCAACCAGGUAUUGGGAUCAGCUUGAAUUACGACUAUGUAGCCGCUGGUAUCUAUUUUGAAAAUGGCACCUCGGUUCCCGUCGCUCAUAUUGACGGGGACGCAGUGUAUCGGAGCUUCAUGCGUACCACACGUACUGGACACGGCUGUGCACCGAUGAACUCAACUUCUCAAGUCUACACCACAGUAGACGAAUCCGAAUCCUUGGCGCGGAUGCUGCGCCAGCUCAAGGCUUCAAUAGCCUCUCGCCUUGACGAGCCAUUCCGCUUCGUGGUCGCCAGCCGCCCCGACCACAAAUGCCACACCGCUUCAGACUCUUUUGGCCAGUGGCACGCUCACCAGACAGAAGUGUUGGACUCGGCUCUCAGCAAGGUUGGCUUGUACCUGGCGCAAGACCGCAUGAUUCACGCUGGUUUCGCAUCGGUGAUUGCCAACCACAUGAUUGGCGGCAAUGUAGAGAAAGACGGCUUUGUCAUCUCUAUCGAUCGCGGUCACUAUGGCUGGCGCUAUUCUCUUCUCUAUCUUGACGAGGGUUUAGGGGACCUGGGCUUCGAUACUAGUUUUGUUCACGACACCGGGGAACCUAGUCCACAACGCGACGCGGCACGAGAUGCCUUACGCGAGUUUUUGGAGAUUGCAGAAGGUUUCGAUGAUGAGUUCGCGCUUGAUGAAGUCAUCGAGCUUGUGGUUUCAGGGGAUUUAGCAAGCGACGCAGACUUCCAAGACGACCUCGUUUCGGUUCUUGGAUCUGAACUGGUAACAAAAGCUCGCGUCCGUGACCCAAUUCAUGCUUCAGCAAUAGGUGCUGCCGGAAUGUGCUUCUCUAGCCUUCUCAGCCAGUGA
Messenger RNA from Clonostachys solani, 1008 nucleotides. The record is from the annotation of a GenBank genome assembly. Lineage: Eukaryota; Fungi; Ascomycota; Sordariomycetes; Hypocreales; Bionectriaceae.